CCAGUUACCAAACCUACCGGGCAAAUCGGGCCAGUCAGUCAAAAGUGUCACCCGCAACCGAGCAGUCCCACAGCCUUGUCAACACUCUAGCCAAACAACAUGCGUACUUGGUAUCACUCUCUGUCCCUCUUCCUGCCUAUAGCUCUGCUACACCUCUUUCCCACCGUUGUCAGUGCAAAGGAGCAAAACUACAUCCCGGACGCAGCCGAGCUGGACUGUCCGGGCAACGUGACGCACGGUUCGGUCACGCUCACCGCCUACCAUCCGCAGUUCGACUCGGACCGCAAGCGCGACUACCUCGAUGCACAGAACCGGAAGCUGUACACGCUGCAGGAGUACCUGGACAAUCGGGCCCCGUACGUGACGGUCGGCAUGGAUCCGGACCUGCAGCUGCCGUACGGGAAGGAGGCCUGCAUACCGGAGCUGAACCGCCACUUCCGGCGCGCCAUCCGGCUGCAGGUGCGGGACACGCACGUCGAUCUGCGCGGCGGCGGCUACCGGCGGGUGGACCUGUGCGUGCGGACGCAGGAGGACAGUUACGACGACAUCGUCAACAUGCUGCAGGUGACGCUGGUACUGUGAGCGCGUGUGUGUCUGUGGUUUAAAUUUAGAGCUCGAAAUAA
Messenger RNA from Anopheles merus, 623 nucleotides. RefSeq lists its product as uncharacterized. NCBI's taxonomy places the organism in Eukaryota, Metazoa, Arthropoda, Insecta, Diptera, Culicidae. The transcript is spliced from 2 exons. The record is from RefSeq and is a predicted model, not a curated record. Bases 100 to 582 code for a protein of 160 amino acids.